This is a messenger RNA of Thermochaetoides thermophila DSM 1495, 1947 nucleotides long. RefSeq names its product putative exocyst complex protein. NCBI's taxonomy places the organism in Eukaryota, Fungi, Ascomycota, Sordariomycetes, Sordariales, Chaetomiaceae. The record is from RefSeq and is a predicted model, not a curated record. The transcript has 2 exons. The coding region runs from base 1 to 1947 and encodes 648 amino acids. Gene Ontology annotation, biological process: exocytosis. Gene Ontology annotation, molecular function: phosphatidylinositol-4,5-bisphosphate binding. Gene Ontology annotation, cellular component: exocyst.
AUGGCUGUCGGCGUCCUCUCUGGCCGGCACGCUGCCGACGAAGAGGCUCGCGCCGAGGUCGAUGUCCUCAACUCGCGCCUCGAGAAGACGGCGCAGCUGACCAAGAAAAUCCAAGCGUGCCUCGGAAGGCUCGAGGCCACAGGCAAAAGCGUUCGUGAUGUCGCUGGUCCGCUCAGCGGCGAAACUAAAAAGCUGCAAAUACUCGGAAACAACAUCGAUGCCGUUCUUGCCGCCAUAGAACGCUUGCGUCAGCCUGCCGACAGCAAGAAUGACGAAGAACAAAUUAUCCGGAUGGGCCCUGAAAAGGCCGGGUUGCCGAACUACUUGGCAUCCUUGAAGCGCCUGAACAAGGCUCUCAACGAGAUGAAAGCGACAAACCUCCGCUCUACCCAGCAAACCGUCCAAGACCUCCAACGCUUGGUCAAGGUUGGAAACUCUCAACUUGAGAGCGCCUUUGAUAAACUGUUACGGAAUGAGACGCCGCGGUCGAUCGAGCCAUUGCAUUUUAUCACAAAAAACAAGCCAUUCCCGGUGCUGUCACAAGAUAAGUUUGCCCGCUUGGGCCUGAUCAACUCAUACGUUGCCGGUGUUCAUAAGCAAAGCGGAGGUUCGAGCGCCCCGCAAGAUUCACCCAUUGCGAAGAUAUACAUUGAAAUUCGCUCUCAGUAUCUCUCUUCUGCGCUGGUCAACCUGGCGGCUGCGAGCACCAAUACGGCUAAGAAGAAAACGCCAGACGCAAUAUAUAAGGCCGGAACCAACGGGAUAGGGACGUAUGCACAAGCGAUGGAAGGCCUCUUCUCUGCCGAGUAUGACAACAUCUGCAACAUUUUCACAAGAGAAGAUUGGGGGCCUGUUUUUGAGGCAACAUGUCAGCCGUCGCUCAUGGAACUUGGGCGAACGCUGCGCGAGCUGAACAACCAUAUCAAAGCGCAUCUGACAACGGACUGUUACCUCGCUUACGAGAUUGUCGAGAUCAUCUCGUCACUGUCAAACAGCUUGGAGAGGAGAACGGGCGAGCUCAAAAACUCACUCGCCGCCUCGCUGAAACCAGUCCGAGAAACCGCUAAAUCCUCACUCGGCGAGCUCCUCGAGGACACGAAAAGAAGGGUCAACAGUCUGACAACACUUCCUGUCGAUGGCGCUGCAGUCUCAAUCGUCUCAGAGACGAUGCAACGCUUACAGACUAUGGUCGAAUUCCUCAGGCCCCUGUCCAGCAUUAUGAUAUCACUUGGUGACGGCGGCUGGAAGUCGAGUUCGGCAUCUCGGGGAGGAGCUGCGGAUAACAUUCCGAGUCUAGCCUCCUUCGAGAUAGGAGCCGAUGGCAAAGAGAUCUUUGCCCACUACUGCGCUGAUACCAUCGAAGCGCUCCUGAUGGCGCUCGACGGCCGUGCCAGGAUGCUCCUCCAGAAGAAGCCCGUCAUGGGUGUGUUCCUUGCCAAUAGUGUCGCCAUUAUUGAGCGCAUGAUACAGAACUCCGAUCUGGCAUCUCUUCUAGAAUCCCGGCUCAGCGUGCUGGAUGUUUGGCGCAAGAAGGCUACCAGUCUCUACACCGAGAGCUGCAAGGACGUCAGCGUCCACCUCUUCGACGUGAUCCAUACAAGUCGUGGCGGGGCAAGCAGCGCUGCACAGCGGCCCACGUCCGGGCAAGGCAGUCUGGCAGCAGUAGAUUCAGCAUCCAUCCUGCGCGGCCUCAGUUCCAAGGACAAGGAGAACAUCAAGUCCAAAUUUGUCGCUUUCAACGCCAGCUUCGACGAAAUGGUUGCUCGUCACAAGAGCUACGCCAUGGAGCGUGAGGUCCGCCAGCUAUUUGCCAAAGACAUCCAAAACAUGAUCGAGCCUCUGUACAACCGCUUCUGGGACCGUUAUCAUGAGGUGGACAAGGGCAAGGGCAAGUAUGUCAAGUAUGACAAAUCCGCGAUUGCUGCCGUCUUCCAGACCCUUUACUAG